AUGUUAAUUAUUCCUUCCCGUCACUAUUGUGUUAUUGAAAACCCAGUUCUACGCGAUAAUGACGGCAAAAUUGUUUCGGAUACGAAUGGUCAAGUUAAAUUGCUCCAUUCGGAUAUUGAAAUUCGAUUUGCUCAAGAGCCAUUUCCACUCUAUCCUGGUGAAGUGCUCAAAGAAGCUGUUCGUCCGCUUCAAGUGAUCGAGCCUAAUAGAGCUCUUCGUCUACGUGCUGUACUUGAUUUUGUGGAUGAGAACGGUCAAGAGAUUCAAGUUGGUGAAGAAUUUCUCUUUCAAGGACCAGGAACCUAUUUCCCACGCAAAGAAGUUCAUAUUGAUAAAGAAAUUCAAGCUAAUAUUUUGAAAUCAAAUGAAGCAAUUCGUUUGCGUGCUAAAAAGAAAAUGAUUGACCGAAAUGGUAUUGAGCGGGAAGCAGGAGAAGAAUGGCUAAUUCGAAUAGUUGGCUCUUAUUUACCAUCGGCUUACGAAGAAGUUAUUUCAAUAGUCAAGGCCUACGUGUUAACUGACAAAAAAGCUCUUCACGUUCGUGCUUUACGAACAUUUGUCGAUAUAUUCAAACACAAACGUCUUCACGGUGAAGAAUGGUUGGUAUAUGCUAGUGAUGCUGAAACAUAUAUACCUGAAGUUUAUGAAGAGGUGGUUGGCAUUGUUCCAGUCACUGUACUUCAUUCUCUCCAAUAUUGUGUAAUUAGUGAUCCUAUCGGCCCGAACGGUAAACCUCAACUAGGAAAGAAGAAACUUGUCAAAGGUGAAACAACCUUUUUCCUUCAACCAGGUGAGAAGCUAGCCAACGGCAUUCAAAAUGUAUAUGUACUUGAAGAAGACGAAGGCCUUAUUCUCCGAUGUAUCGAAGCAUUUAAUGAAGAGGAAAAUGUAAGACGCAAUCCAGGCGAUCUUUGGAUGGUUCGCGGUCCCAGAGAUUAUAUUCCGACUGUCGAAGCUGAGGUUGUACGUCAACGAAGAUCUAUUCCUUUGGAUGUCAACGAAGGUAUAUAUGUACGUAAUGUCAAGACAGGCAAAAUUCGCUCAGUAAUAGGCAGUACCUAUCUACUUACGGAAAAUGAAGAACUCUGGGAAAAAGAAUUACCAACUGAAGUCGAACAAUUACUUGCACUUGAUGUUCGUCAUUUUAAAAAUCAAUCAGCAGUACCUACUUCACUUUCAAAUCGAGACAAAUCAAGAUUGGUCACCUAUCGUGUACCACAUAAUGCAUGUGUACAAAUUUAUGAUUAUAAAUUUAAAAAAGCUCGUAUUAUUUUCGGGCCUGAACUUGUAAUGCUUGGUCCUGAUGAGCAAUUCACAGUUCUUAAUCUAUCCGGUGAUAAGCCAAAGGUUCCAAAUAGAAUUCGUGCUAUUUGUCUUUUGCUUGGACCAGAAUUUUCGACCGAUAUAGUAACCAUUGAAUCGAGUGACCAUGCUCGACUCUCACUUCAGUUGUCCUACAAUUGGUAUUUCGAAAUCGCUGAUAAGAAUAAUAGCAAAGAUGUAGCUAAACUCUUUUCAGUACCUGAUUUUGUUGGAGACUUUUGCAAAACGGUUGCAGCAAAAAUUCGAGGUGCUGUUGCUGGUAUUUCAUUUGAUGAUUUUCAUAAAAAUUCAGCCAAAAUUAUUCGCACGUCCGUCUUUGGCAUUGAUGAAAACGAACGAAUUAAUAAUCGACUUGUAUUUGCACAAAAUAAUCUUGUUCUCACUUCAAUCGAUAUCCAAAAUGUUAAACCGGUCGAUCAAAGAACACAAGAUGCUCUUCAAAAGAGUGUACAAUUAGCUAUUGAGAUAACGACUAGCUCACAAGAAGCUCAAGCCAAGCAUAUGGCUUCGCAAAUUCAGCAAGAAGCCAAAGGUCAUCUGGAACGACAAAGAAUCACUGACGAAGCUGAAGCUGAAAAGGAACGUCAAGAAUUGUUGAUGCUUCAAGCACGUUCGGCUGUUGUAGAAUCAAUUGGUCAAUCGCACGCGGAAGCUAAGUCACGUGCAGAAGCAGUGAUAAUCGAUAGCGACGCCAUUGUCGAACAAACUACUCUUCGAACUCAAGCAACGAAGAUUGAAUCUGAUACUGAACUCCAUCGCUUGAAGCAAACACGUGAACUAGAAUUAGCACACGCUAAAUUAACAUCUGAACUUGAAGUUGAAACGAAGAAACGAUUGACUAACAUUGAAAUUGCAGAAUUCAAGGAGCAUGUGACUGCCAUUGGACGUCAAACGAUUCAAGCCAUUGCCACCAGCGGACCUGAUAAUCAAGUUAAACUUCUUCAAGCUCUCGGUAUCAAAUCAACAUUAAUCACGGAUGGUCACAGUCCGAUCAAUCUGUUCAACACAGCCGUUGAUCUCGUUGGUGAAUCGUCGAAUUCUUAUUAG
Messenger RNA from Rotaria sp. Silwood1, 2370 nucleotides. The record is from the annotation of a GenBank genome assembly. Lineage: Eukaryota; Metazoa; Rotifera; Eurotatoria; Philodinida; Philodinidae.